Molecule: messenger RNA, 417 nt
Organism: Peniophora sp. CBMAI 1063
Lineage: Eukaryota; Fungi; Basidiomycota; Agaricomycetes; Russulales; Peniophoraceae
Source: the annotation of a GenBank genome assembly
AUGAAUAUCUCGCUCUUCUCGCUGACGCCUGCUGACGCCGCGGCGACUGCGCCCGUUCUGUACGAACAGUCGCUUACUGUUUUGGCUGCCGGCGCCUUCUCUCCCCGGAAUACGCGAGGCAUACCAUCAUCACCGUGGACCAGCGCCAGCCAAGACGCACGCGGCUAUUUACGCCGUUCAUACGGGUUGAACGCGGCGGGAACCAUCAUAGUUCGCUCCAAGCUUUCAGCCUGCCAGCAUCAAAAGGCGACCAUCGACGAGUACUCGUCGUACGAUCAACAGCAUGCAUGCAGAGUACGUAGACUGGCGACGAAGGAAGGCCAUCCAUACACUCCCGUACAGCACGUCGAGGGAGAUUGUUCCGCUCUCUCUGGGAUCCUCAGUACGGGAAGCGAUGAAACGGGGUUAUCUCGAUGA